ACAUGUUGAUCCAGCGUCACGGCGCCGACGCCACUUCUAGGGCCCGGAGAAGUGUUUGGACGGCUGCUCCCGGAGCAGUUCCCCAUCCGCAGCUCACCUGUUGACUCCCGAAAACCUAGCGUCGCGACGUCGAACAAUUCUCGAUUUCUGCUGAUCUUUCUAACGGUUAAUGACUCUCUGCUGUUCGGCUUCUGUACCGUGUUGCUGAGUGCCCUACCAUCCAGUUAAACUCUCAAAAAAAUUUCUCUAAAAGUAAUUAAAAAAGUAAGUUCUCAGUUAGAACUUCUAUAAAGCUGCUGCAUAACUGUAAAGUCUGGCGUCAAAACAGCAGAAAGGUUUGAUGAAGAGCAGACACCAAUUUCGCAGGCGUUUCAGCUUGCAGCCUUCGUUUCUGAAAGAGGAACCAGAAGAGGAUAGACAUCAUUCGUCGAGGGGUUUCAGAUCCCAGAAAAGCGAAGAUGCGGAAUCUCCCGAUAAGAACGACCACGUGGGAACUGGAGGAGUCGCAGCUACUUGCAACGUUAGGCACAAGAUAGUAGUUAUGGGAGCGGCGAAAGUGGGGAAGUCUUCCAUUAUUACCCAAUUUCUGUAUGGGACUUUUUCCUCAAAGUACAAAAGAACCGUUGAAGAGAUGCAUCACGGGGAAUUCAACGUAGCUGGGGUACACCUGACAUUGGAUAUCUUAGAUACAUCCGGAGCUUACGAAUUUCCUGCAAUGCGAGCCUUGUCAAUAUCAUCGGCGGAUGCCUUCAUUUUAGUGUACGACGUCACGGAUUCGGGAACUUUCGAAGAAGCUAGAGCUCUUAGAGAUCAAAUUCACGAAACUAAAUGUUCUACAAAUGUUCCAAUCGUCGUAGUCGGAAAUAAAACAGAUUUAACUGGGGAUCGUGAGAUCGAUACAGCGACAACGGAAUCGGUCAUCACCGUGGACUGGGAAAACGGAUUCGUAGAAACGUCAGCUAAGGAUAACGUUAAUAUCACCAAAGUAUUCAAGGAACUUCUAGCUCAGGCAAAAGUUAAAUAUAACUUGAGCCCCGCUCUGCGCCGGCGUCGUCGACAAUCUUUGCCUUCUCAACCGGGGCCCCCUCAGACCCCCACGCACGCUGCAAUGAUCCCAUCCGCCGUCCAAUUACAGGUAAACGACAUGCACCUGCAGCAGAUAAGAGAUCGUCACGGCAAGAGGAACUCGUGUAUCAUCUCCUAAGUUCAAAUUUUUCUAUUAUUAUUAUUAUUAUUAUUAAAGUGAAGAUUAGGUACAAAAGUACUUAUCUAAAAAUUGAAGGCCUAGAACAGCUCCUUACUUCACUUUUCUAAUCUCUUCUAAUUUAGAUUUACGAGUUAAAUCUAUAAAAUAUAAAAUUUACUUGAAACCAAAAGUUUUUAAACAUUAUUUUAUUAUUUAAACAUGUUGAAUCAAUACAUUCCUAUACAUCAAAUAUUUCAAAAAUAAACUUUAGCAAAAGACUUUCGUAUUCUUAAAGUAAAAUAAAAAGUUAUUCGUGAUAAA
Diabrotica virgifera virgifera (western corn rootworm) is the source of this 1507-nucleotide messenger RNA. RefSeq names its product ras-related protein Rap-2b. NCBI's taxonomy places the organism in Eukaryota, Metazoa, Arthropoda, Insecta, Coleoptera, Chrysomelidae. The transcript has 7 exons. The record is from RefSeq and is a predicted model, not a curated record. Gene Ontology annotation, molecular function: GTPase activity; GTP binding. Bases 341 to 1204 code for a protein of 287 amino acids.